AAUUGGAGGUGUGGCUAAUGGAGUUAAGGUGUAGGGAUUUAUUGUGCCUACUGAUAGUAACAAUGAACUCUCUAUGGAGCAUACUACCCCAUCUUUACAUGCUGUUCGACUAUCAGCCAGUAAGAACUAACAGGAAUACGUCAUACUACGUUCAAAUGACGUCUAUAGUUCACAAGUCUUUUCCAGAGUCUGAGAGAUUAAGAAUGAUCAACGAAACUCGUGCAAUGUUUUAUCACGGGUACAAUAAUUACAUGAGACACGCCUUCCCUCACGAUGAACUGGAUCCGAUACAUUGUAGUGGGCGUGGCCACGACUGGAAUGACCCUUCUAAUAUCAACAUUAACGAUGCUUUGGGUGAUUAUUCCCUUACUCUAAUUGAUGCCCUCAGCACUCUAGUGGUAAUGGGUGAUUCCGAGCGGUUCAUGGAAGCUGUUGAAUACAUAUCCCAUAACAUAACCUUUGACCAUUGCCCCACUGUACAAGUAUUUGAAGCUAACAUAAGAGUAAUUGGUUCGCUAUUAUCGUCUCACCUAAUAAUCACUGAGGCUGAUAAGAGAUUAGGAGAUUUCAGACCACUCCAUUACAGUGAUGAGUUACUGCAUGUAGCUCAUGAUCUUGCGGAGAGACUUCUACCAGCUUUUGAAAACACUGCAACUGGGCUACCACACCCACGAGUUAAUUUGUGUCAUGGAGUCCCUUCCGGUGGCGUACCAGAAACAUGUACAGCUGGCGCUGGCUCUUUGAUAUUAGAGUUUUCAAUAUUGAGCAGGCUUGUCGGUGAUCCCAUCUACGAGAACCUUGCUAGGAGAGCAGUGAGAACUCUCUGGGACCUUAGACACCCUCGGACCGGUCUAGUGGGUAAUGUCGUUAAUAUUCAUAGUGGCGAUUGGAUUGGGCCUAUGAGUGGGAUUGGUGCUGGAGUUGAUUCAUUUUACGAAUAUUUAUUAAAAUCGUUUAUAUUGUUUGGCGAAAGAGAAGACUUGGAAAUGUUUACUGAAUUUUACAAAAAUAUAAUGAAAUACAUGAGAAAAGGAUGCUGCAGUUGUUUAGAUAUUAUUAUUAACGAUAAGUGGCUCCAGAGUCCACUGUAUGUUAAUGUAAACUAUAAUUCCGGUAAAUUGUAUAACUUCUGGUUUGACUCUCUCUCAGCAUCUUUUGCUGGACUGCAAGUAUUAGCAGGUGACCUAGAUGAAGCAAUAUGUACACACGCAUUAUAUUAUACAUUAUGGAGGAAGUAUGAGUCACUCCCAGAGAGAUACGAUUGGAAAGCAAAGUCUCCAUCUGUAUCAUUCUACCCACUCAGACCAGAACUAGCAGAAUCAACCUACUUACUGUAUCAAGCUACCCAUAAUCCAUUCUAUUUACAUGUUGGCACUGAUAUCCUGAACAGCAUUAACAAGCACAUGAAAGCCAAAUGUGGUUAUGCUACUCUUCAUGAUGUCAUUACUAAAGAGAAGGAAGACAGAAUGGAGAGUUUCUUUCUUAGUGAAAUGUGCAAAUAUUUAUAUCUGUUAUUUGAUACAGAUCAUGUCAUCAACAAGCAUUCAGCAAAUUAUUUAUUUACAACGGAAGGUCAUGUGAUUCCAAUCAGUUCCACCCUACACAGGAAACAGUGGGAGGAAGAAAGUGGGCAUGGUCAGUGUCGGAAUUAUUAUAGAGGGCGGAGCAUGUCACGUAUUAAUGAAACAAUGCUGUCAACAUCAUGUAAUGUAUACAGUAACAUUAGGAGACAUUCACUACCUUUAGUUAAAGAACAUUUCACAGAACUUGAAAACUUUAUUGGAUUACACGAUCAUAGAUAGUAACAAUAAUAAUAAUAAUAACAAUCACACCAAAUUUUUGUAUUUAAAAUAUCGCAUAUGAUUUAUGAUAAUAAUGAACUGUUUUCUUUACAAGAAAGGAAAUAUCUAUUAUUCUAUUUUCUUCACAGGAAAGGAAAUAUCUAUAUUUGGUCGAAACAAUGUGUCAUAUGUCACUACCCACAGUAUCCUUUUACAUACUUCCCUUAUCAUUCUAUCAUGAUAUUCAUGAGACUUCUAAUCCCAAGCCUGUAAUGAAUACACAUGCACUUAGUGACUACACCACAGGCAUCUCAUGACUCAUUAGCACUUGGCAAUGGCACAAAUAUCUCUCUGCCAAAUAAGGUGUCAGUGUGAAGGAGUAACAUACAACAUCUUUACAAAGAAGC
Messenger RNA from Amphimedon queenslandica, 2188 nucleotides. RefSeq names its product ER degradation-enhancing alpha-mannosidase-like protein 1. The record is from RefSeq and is a predicted model, not a curated record. Gene Ontology annotation, molecular function: mannosyl-oligosaccharide 1,2-alpha-mannosidase activity; calcium ion binding. The coding region runs from base 18 to 1802 and encodes 594 amino acids. Gene Ontology annotation, cellular component: membrane. Lineage: Eukaryota; Metazoa; Porifera; Demospongiae; Haplosclerida; Niphatidae. Gene Ontology annotation, biological process: carbohydrate metabolic process; mannose trimming involved in glycoprotein ERAD pathway; endoplasmic reticulum mannose trimming. The transcript has 14 exons.